UCUAUCGCGCAGAGAAUGUUAAAGGGACAACAACACAAAAACCGAAGCAUCGCACGAGUCGGCGACGCCGGGGACUCGCUCCUGUUCUCACUUUUCCAGUGAGGGUCGCUCUGCCGGCGACCAAAGAUGAGCGCACAUGGCUGUCCGCAUUUGACAACUCUCAAGGAAACCAAGGGCACUCAAGCGUACCGGCUCAUCCACUCUUACUUCGUCUGCUGCGUGUCGAAGGAAGCCCGUGUGAAAAAGGCCCAGCUCUGCAGUUGUCACACUUGCCAUGCAAGAGGUCCUAGGCUUCAUGCAUGUCUCCAGUGUGUGUACUUUGGCUGCUAUGGGAACCGGCAUAUUCACGAGCAUGCUCGGGCCAAUCAGCAUCUGUUAGCUGUUGACAUUUCUUAUGGAGUGGUAUACUGCUUCACAUGCGAUGACUAUGUGUACGAUCGUGAACUUGAAGCCAUGGCCCGUAAACAUCGCCGUCGUUGUGCCAGGCUACUUGGUCUCCAAGAGUAUUACCAGCACUGGGAACCCAGCAACUUCGAGUUGGACCUGCUUCGCCGGAAUCCACGGAGAAAGCGCAUUUCUAACAACUCCUACAUAGGCCUGCGGGGGCUGAUCAACCUUGGCAACACAUGCUUCAUGAACUGCAUUGUGCAAGCUCUAACGCACACCCCACUGCUGCGCGAUUACUUCCUUGCUGACCGGCACGUCUGCCAGUUCCGCGAUGAUCCUUCCAUGUGCCUUGUCUGUGAAAUGUCAAGGCUUUUCCAAGAGUUCUACUGUGGCAAGUCAAGCCCCCACAUUCCGUACCGGCUACUCCACUUGGUCUGGACACAUGCACGUCACUUGGCUGGUUAUGAACAGCAAGACGCCCACGAGUUCUUCAUCGCCACACUAGAUGUGCUUCACCGGCAUUGCAAAGGCACCAACGGGAUGUCCACUACCAAUCCUCACCACUGCAACUGUAUCAUUGAUCAGAUCUUCACAGGAGGGCUGCAGUCAGAUGUGGUGUGCCAGUCCUGCAAGGGUGUGUCCACAACCAUUGACCCAUUCUGGGACAUCUCCCUAGACUUGGGACCCAGUAGCCAUCAGCAGCAGCACAAUUCUUCCCCAGAGGGAGAAGAUUCAGAACCAACUUCUCUCUUGGACUGCCUAGAAAGGUUCACCCGUCCCGAGCACCUGGGCAGUUCUGCGAAGAUCCGGUGUGGGCGGUGCGAGAGCUACCAGGAGUCGACCAAGCAGCUGACCAUGAAGCAGCUGCCCGUGGUGUGCAGCUUUCACCUGAAGCGCUUUGAGCACUCGUCGCGCUUCCACAAAAAGAUCUCCUCACUCAUCAGCUUCCCCCAGUAUCUGGACAUGAGCCCCUUCAUGUCGGGCCCUAGGGCGCCAUCCUCCUCCUCGUCCUCCAAAGGCGCACGGGCCACGUCUUCUUCGAGCCCAGCCAAUCCGGCUCCUCAGCCCUGUCAUGACAACAAGUACUGCCUAUUUGCUGUAGUGAACCACAGUGGGACUAUUGAGACAGGUCACUACACGGCUUAUGUGCGGCAACACCGGGACCACUGGUUUAAGUGUGACGACCACCUAAUCACACGGGCCAGCCUACAGGAUGUCCUAGACUCGGAAGGCUAUUUACUGUUCUACCACAAGCAGAUCCUUGAGUACGAGUGAGAAGAGGCCUGCUUUACUGUUGUCGAUUCCUUGUCAUCAGUGAGAAGAGUGAACUGCACCAGUUUGGAACUACUUGCGUGCAUUUAUGUGCAUCUGUGUGUAUGUGUGUGCUUGCGUAGGGACAUACUUUCCCAAGCUCUUGGUUCUCGUCACAGUUUCACUGUGGGUUGUGUCUUCUGUUCCUGGCAAACAUAGUGUGCAGGUGCCUGCAAAUGUGUCUGCACCAUCAGUAUUCUCUUGAGUGAAAUGUGGAGAGUCUGACUUAGGUUUUCCAAUUGCUGUACAACACUCCUUUCACCAAUCAUCAUUACUGUCCUCUGAGCUUGGCAACACUGUGCCACCUUCACUUGCUCAAUAAAUUAUUGCUUCCUCA
Messenger RNA from Dermacentor silvarum, 2035 nucleotides. It is a transcript of the gene not, whose product is annotated as ubiquitin carboxyl-terminal hydrolase 22. Gene Ontology annotation, biological process: protein deubiquitination. The transcript is spliced from 13 exons. Lineage: Eukaryota; Metazoa; Arthropoda; Arachnida; Ixodida; Ixodidae. The record is from RefSeq and is a predicted model, not a curated record. Bases 127 to 1662 code for a protein of 511 amino acids. Gene Ontology annotation, molecular function: cysteine-type deubiquitinase activity; zinc ion binding.